AUGGGCUCCCUGAGAAGCGACCAAAGGGUGAUAGGAGAGAGCAUCUUGCCUUUUGAAGAUAUUCCAUUCCAUCUAGCGGCAAGAGAGAUUACUCCUACCUACAAGAUAUAUAUUCAGUCUGUCUUAAGAGCUUGCCAUUCUCGUCGGUUCUUUAUUACGGAUACAGGGUAUAUGGGGAUUGCUCCCGAUAAUGCCAAGAUCAUGGACCACGUUUAUAUUUGCGCCGGGGCUACUGUUCCCUUCGUUUUUCGAAGGAUUGAUGGAAAGUUGCCUGAACAAGAGGAAGGGCAGUUCCGGCUAAUAGGAGAAUGUCAUCUUGAGAAGAUGGCAUGGGAUGUCUUUGAAAAUGCGCCUAAUGCACUGGAAUAUCUUGAAAUUGUAUAG
This is a messenger RNA of Trichoderma virens Gv29-8, 384 nucleotides long. RefSeq lists its product as uncharacterized. Bases 1 to 384 code for a protein of 127 amino acids. The record is from RefSeq and is a predicted model, not a curated record. The transcript has a single exon. Lineage: Eukaryota; Fungi; Ascomycota; Sordariomycetes; Hypocreales; Hypocreaceae.